UUUGCGUACGACGAUCCUCAUUUGUCUAUGCUCGUUUGGGACGAUUCCAUUGUUUUAUCGGCCGCCCAGUAACCGCACUUACUAGAGAAAACGCCCGGAAUGGAAGUGGUUCCGGCGAUCGUCGCGGCGUUGGCGCUCUUCCUACCCUUCUUUGCGUGGAUACUGAGGUGGGCUCACGAAAGGCGGUUCAUCAGAGAGCUUGUCGCCGGACCGGGCUCUCUGCCGCCGGGGUCGAUGGGUUGGCCGCUCCUAGGCGAGAUGUUCGACUUCCUCCGCUACUUCAAGUUCGCCAAAAGACCCGAUGAUUUCAUAACGAAGAGGAAAGCUAGGUAUGGGGACACCGGUAUUUAUAGAUCCCACUUAUUCGGCAGUCCAGUGAUAAUCACAUGCUCCCCUGAGUUCAAUAAGCAGGUGCUUAGUAGAAUGACAGAGGAGGAGAGUUUAAGUUCAGGCUGGCCCUCAAAUAAGCUGCUGGGAAAUUCUUCAAUUGCAGUAGUCGAUGGAAUUUUGCACAAGAGAUUAAGAAAGAGUUUGAUGGAAGCCUUCACAAACCCGAAGGCUCUUAAUGCUCAACUAAGUAUUGCACAACCUGUCAUUAUUUCAGCUCUUGAAAAGUGGGUCUCUAAGAGAUGGAUAGUUGCAUAUGAUGAAACCAAAACUAUGACAUUCUGCAACAUGUGCGAAGUACUUGUUAGCUUCAAGUCGAUGGAACUUUUAGGGAAAAUGGAGGGUCUAUAUAGAGGACUUAUGGCUGGAUUACGGUCACUGACAAUUAACAUUCCUGGAACAGCAUACCAUCAUGCUCUCAAGUGCAGGAAGCAAUUAACUGACAUCUUAUUAGAUGAAAUGAGAAAAAGGGUGGAACAAGCAGUUCAGAAGCAGGACUUCAUGCAGAUCUUGAUGGACUCGGUUGAUGAAAAUGGAGCUAAGUUGAGAGAGAUGGAGGUAGUGGAGAAUAUUGUGUCUUUAAUUUUGGGUGGCUAUGAAUCCACCUCUGAUGUCAUGAUGUGGGGCUUGUACUAUCUGGCCAAACACCCUGAGAUACUUGAGAGGCUCAAGGAAGAAGCUAAAUUAAUAAGAAAGCAGAAACAUAAAGGGGAGCUUCUUAGUAUCGAAGAUAUUAAAAGUAUGAACUAUACUUCAAAGGUGGCUGAGGAACUAAUACGCCUAGCAAAUAUUUCUCCCUUCAUAUUCAGGCGAGUAGUGAAGGAUGACGUUGUUUUAAAUGGUUAUUGGCUCCCCAAAAAUUGGAAGGUUAUCGUGUGGAUUCGUUCCAUUCAUAUUGACUCUAAAUACUACAGCGAUCCAUUGGCCUUCAAUCCUGACAGAUGGACAGAUUUGAAACCCAAAUUGGGAACAUACUCUGUGUUUGGGGCAGGACCAAGAUACUGUCCAGGUAGCAGCUUUGCAAGGAGCCUACUCAAGAUUUUUCUUUACCAUGCUUGCCUGAACUACAGGUGGGAACUUUUGAAUCCAGAUGUAGGAUUUGCAUAUCAACCACACCCUAGACCAAGAGACGGAGCCAAGAUGAUAUUCAGUAGAGCACAGGGAGAUGAUUACUAGCAAGCAGAUCACACUGACGAACAUAUCUUUCUUGCUACUGUAUCCUUUCUGAAUGCUCAAUUGAAAUUCCUAGAAAAAAUAAAAUGUUUGUAUUGUGCUUGAUCUGUAAAGCAAUAAUGAAUUGGUAUGUUUGAGGUAUUUUUUAGUAUGAGAAUAAUUGAUCACCCAUAAAAGGCCAUUUUUGAAGGCUUUAUUUGCGA
Molecule: messenger RNA, 1763 nt
Organism: Dendrobium catenatum
Lineage: Eukaryota; Viridiplantae; Streptophyta; Magnoliopsida; Asparagales; Orchidaceae
Product: ent-kaurenoic acid oxidase 2
Exons: 9
Coding region: 100-1563 (487 amino acids)
Biological process (GO): brassinosteroid biosynthetic process; sterol metabolic process; multicellular organism development
Molecular function (GO): iron ion binding; heme binding; oxidoreductase activity, acting on paired donors, with incorporation or reduction of molecular oxygen
Source: RefSeq, a predicted model, not a curated record